UGCUGCACCACCUGGACAAAGUGAAACCUCAGAAGAACUUUGUCUUGCGCGCUGCUUCCUGUUCCCAGAGCUCUUGCAAAGCUACUAGUGAGAUGUACCUGCAGCAGAUCCAGUGACAGCUGCCUGCCAAAGCCUCAGAUCCACAGACUAAAAUGCACAACGGGAAAAGCCAAUUGCAGCAGGCUCAGGAGGAUGCGGAGGAGGUGGGGGCCAUCAUGCUGGAUAACAUGAACAAGGCGCAGGAGCGACAUUGGAAACUGGAUGACCUGGAUGAAAGAGCUGAAGCGCUUCUACAAAAGUCCAAAGUCUUUGAAAAGACAACCAGACAAGUGAAGGAAUCAAGAAUGAAGAAGGCAAAAUGUAAGAAGUUGAUCAUCAUUAUCAUUGUAGUUGUAGUUGUUUUAGUCAUCAUCUCACUUGUAGCAAUCAUCUGUUCCUUUGUCAUAAAAAAAUAACCCACCUUGCAUGAAUAGAUUCACAGUAAACUAUUGGGACUAUACAAUCUGUACUAACAUUUAUUAAAAAAAAAAAUUAAAAAAAAGUUAUUGCAUGAAUAGUGAAAUCUGUACUUUUUAUUUGUUCAGCUCUAUUUAGAGGACCAUCUUUCAGUCUCACUCCUUUGUUAGAGAUUAUGAAAUUGUGAAUUUGUUAUGCUGCAUCCAUCCCACAUUAAAGAAUUUGAACAGCGCCAAACCUUUUUUUGGUUGAUUUGAACAUGAUUUUGUAUGGACAUCCGUUGAUUGUGUGCAUGUGUGAAUGAAAAAGAUUUCUGUUUUAAACCAAAACACAUUUUAGACAACCAAAUCUUAAAUUUUUGCUCACUUUCAAUGUUGCCAGAUUAGGCAGGUUCCAGUUGCUUGUUUACAGCAGCCUAUAUAUUCACGCUCAUGCAUUAAACUGGCCUUUUAGCACCCCACAAAGCAUAAACUGUAAACUGCAUGUAAUUUCUGAUUUUUCGGCACACAUUCCAAAAUUACAUAACAUUAAAAAGCAAUAGAUGCACUGUAACUUCUUUGUGUGUGUUGCGUGACUUCUUCUGACAGGUGGGUUUGCUUCUGCUGUUGACACUCAUUUCUAUAGAAAUACUUUCCCAGGAUGCAGUGCAGAAUUGGCUCUGGAAAAUAUUGUUAAAGUUGUACUUUGACAGGGAUUUCUAUUGAUAAACAUGCAUUUUUCACACAGCGGUGGAAUGCAACGAAGUAAAAGUACUUCAUUAUUGUCCUUAAGUAUAUUUUUGUGUAUGUGUACUUUACUGGAGUACGAAUGUGAAGUGGUAAUUUUUACUUUUACUUCACUACA
Corythoichthys intestinalis (scribbled pipefish) is the source of this 1299-nucleotide messenger RNA. RefSeq names its product vesicle-associated membrane protein 5-like. Lineage: Eukaryota; Metazoa; Chordata; Actinopteri; Syngnathiformes; Syngnathidae. Gene Ontology annotation, biological process: vesicle fusion; SNARE complex assembly; vesicle-mediated transport. The record is from RefSeq and is a predicted model, not a curated record. The transcript has 3 exons. Gene Ontology annotation, molecular function: syntaxin-1 binding; SNAP receptor activity. The coding region runs from base 153 to 455 and encodes 100 amino acids. Gene Ontology annotation, cellular component: plasma membrane; SNARE complex.